Oncorhynchus kisutch (coho salmon) is the source of this 1834-nucleotide messenger RNA. Its product is annotated as UPF0524 protein C3orf70 homolog A-like. The transcript has 2 exons. The coding region runs from base 430 to 1269 and encodes 279 amino acids. Gene Ontology annotation, biological process: nervous system development. Lineage: Eukaryota; Metazoa; Chordata; Actinopteri; Salmoniformes; Salmonidae. The record is from RefSeq and is a predicted model, not a curated record.
GGAAGGAAACGUCGAGGGCUUCAUCAACAGACAGGGGAGUCUCUUGUCAGGCUGAUAGAAGGCUGGCUAUAUCAAAUAAAAGCCUGACACGGGAUACGCCACGGAAAUCUCUCUGGCUGAGAUAACCUCGUCGACGUUUACAGAAAAUAAUUCCAGCGGCUGGAGAUCCAGAUGUUUACGUAAAACAAGCUGUCAAUCGUAUUCUUGGAACUGGAACUUUCAUCGCAUUUUGAUUCUCUCUGUGCUGCUUGGGGGGGUGGCUACAACGGUGCCACAUUUAACUCGUUUGCGUCACGCUUUGGAGUUUCCUCCCUGGUUAGACAUUUGGCGUUUGCUGAGGUUUUGAGACCAUUUUUGGCUGGUGGGCUAAAGCUGCGUUCUCCGAUGGGUUACAUGGCGUGCAUUUGAUCCUGGGGUGUGCGCUGCGCGAUGGCCGCGUCGGGCGGACGGAAGAGCGAGAAGUUGGACGAGGCGCAGGCGUUGGCCCGGAGCUGCGCGGGGAGACCGGACUUUCUCCCGUGCGACGGACUGUCCAUCUGCGCCACUCACAGCCACGGGAAGUGCUUCAAGCUCCACUGGUGCUGCCACUUGGGAUGGUGUCACUGUAAAUAUGUGUACCAGCCGAUGACCAACGUGUGCCGCCUCCCCAGCACCCCAGUGCCUGCCACGCCCACAGACCACCACCAUACCAUGGACCUGACAGUCUCAUUGGCCGAACGCUUCCUCAUGACCGCCCCCGCCUUCCAAGCCCCGCCCUGCCCGGAGUCGCCAAAGUUCUGCAUCAUCUCAGACCUCUUCGUGGACGACUACAUGGUCAAACGCAUCAAUGGGAAGAUGUGCUAUGUCCAGAGACCUCAACCUUCGACCAUGCCCAGCCCGCCUCAAUCACAUCCCCCUCACCCCUGGUCCAAACCCCACCCCCAACGGACCCCCAGACACCACCCACACCUCCAGCCCAGACCACACCCCCAGGGCACCAAGCCCAGUGCCCUGGGGGACAAGGUCACCACCCCCAAAAUAGACCACUGCUCCUCCCCGUCCAGCUCUGAGGAUUCUGGGAUAAAUGCGCUGGGCGGCCAUUACAUGGAGUCAUGUGACGAGGGUUCUGAGGAAGAGGAGGAAGACGAGGAGGAAGUGGAGGAGGAUGAAGAGUUAAGUAGUGAUGGAGAGUCUAGUCCACUAAGUAUGUGGAAUCAAGAUGAGUGUUCUCUGCUCUCUCCGUCCAAGUCUAUGGUGGAGAUUAUUGAGAAGAUCGAGACAACUGUGUGAGACAACUUGCACUGUCGCGUUGAAAUGGAGACGAUGAGACAGUGAUCUAGCCGGUUCAGCUUAGAGCCACACACACACACACACACACACACACACACACACACACACUAGCCUGUCAACAUUCCUCUAACUUAUACUAAUCGUACAACAUCAAAACAGUGACCUGUUACCUAUGAACUUUGACCUUUCACCUGUUAUAGCAUGGUUAUCUUUGACCUUUCACCCUGUUAUAGCAUGGUUACCUAUGGCCUUUCACCCUUUUAUAGCAUGGUGUACCAACCGCAUUCUACUCUGGAGGGAUUUCACUUAUCUUUCCAGACCAGUAGUCAGCUGAAAGAACCCACAAAUGAACAAGAGCACAAAUGUAGGAAUAAGUGGAUGUGAUCUAGUCCAUGAAGAGCACGAUGUGACCAAACACAUUCUGAGUCAUGAGGCUACUGCUUUUUACACAACAAUCAAGGUUGAAACCCAAAUGGCACCCUAUUCUCUAUAUAGUGCACUACUUUAGACCAGGGCCCAUAGGGGAUAGUGCACUACUUUAGACCAGGGCCCAUAGGGGAUAGUG